AUUUCCGUCUAGACUGUUCGUGCAUGUUUCACGCUAAAUAAGAUUGAUUAAUCACUUUUAUCGCUUAUGUGAACACUUGUUAUGUGAUUUUUAAUUUUGUAUUGCGCACGAAAAGACGUGAAAUAACGGAUUUUUCUGUAUUCGAGUGACUACCAGUGAUAACGCGACCGGCAGUGAUUCGUUUGUUCCGUCGUCGAGAAUAAUGGCCGACACGGAAGGCAAGAGGUUGACCGAACUCCGUGUCAUUGAUCUUAAAACCGAGCUAGAGAGACGUGGUCUCGACAAAACUGGAAACAAAGCUGCACUUCUCGAAAGGCUUUCCAAGGUAAUUUCAGAGGAAGGUCACAAUCCGGAGGAGUUUCUUAUAGUCCCAUAUGUUGGCCCGAAAGUAACCCCAAGAAAAAACAGUGUUACCGGAUUACCAAACCCAGACGAUUCCAUGGAUACCUCGGACAUGCAAAAAGAUGAAAAUUCUGAAGGGCAGGAGGCUGGUGAAGAAAAUGCCGCUUCUGAACCUGUUGAAGAAGUGGCAGAACAAGAAGUAGAGGAGGAGUCUAAGGACGAGGAAAAGGAAGAGAAAAUGGAAGGUGCGGAGGAAAAGGAAGAAAAGGCAGAUCACGAUGAUUCAAAGGAGGAGGAAGAGGAGGUGGAGGAGGCCAGCAAAGAAACGGAAGUAAAAGCGGAGGAACCGAAAGAAAAGGACAUUGAGAAAACCAAAGUCCAGGAGGUGGAGAAGGAAAAGAAGGAAGUCCCGGCUGUGAAAGAAACUCCUCAGAAUGUCGAAGUUUCUGCAGCAGCUAUUGAAACGAACGGAAUCGAUAAUGAGGACUCGAUAAAUUUAACCAUCGGCGAAGACGAGGAAAAUCUCCUUGCCGAGGAGGAGGCACAAGACAGGCAGAAGGAUGGAGGUGAGAAGAAGAGAGCUCAAGAUAGCAAGAAGGGAGACUCUAAAGGGAGCGGUAGAGCAGAAAGCAGCGCCAGCAACAACAAGGACGGGACAUCCGGAGCUAGCAUCGGGACCAAGAGCAAGGACGCCGGAGAAGGAGGCAAGAGCGGAGAUUCCAACAGCAAGGGACAAAAGAGAGAUGACAAAGAUAAAAAGUCAUCGCAAAAUUCAUCUAAUGCGAGUAGCCGAAAUCUCUGGGUAUCGGGCUUGUCCUCGACGACUCGUGCCACCGAUUUGAAACAGAUUUUUUCCAAAUAUGGAAAAGUGAUAGGAGCCAAAGUUGUUACAAAUGCGAGAACUCCAGGGGCUCGGUGUUACGGUUACGUGACGAUGUCGACGAGUGACGAUGCUUCAAAGUGCAUCAGUCAUUUGCAUAGGACAGAACUCCAUGGAAGAUUUAUUUCCGUUGAGAAAGCGAAGGGCGAUUCUCAACAGAGUCAUAUGAGGAAGCGAGAUUCAAAUGGCGGAAAAUCUGAGAAACCAAAGGACGAGAAAGAAAAACCCAAAGAUAAUCAUCACGAAUCAGUCGAGAAGAAGGAGAGUGUGGAAAAGAAGAAGGAAUCGGAAGAAAAGGAAAAAGACCCGGAUGCUAAAGAGCCCGAAGAAAAGACAGAAGAAGUCGAAGAGAAGAAGUCUGAGAAAGAAGUUGAGAAGAAAGAGGACAAGGAUAAGGACGCGGAUGCUCGGUCUACAAAAUCAACGAGCAAGAAACCAGAGAGCGAAAGAGGAAAACGCGACGAGAAGAGGGUGCGAUCUUUUGAUCGUCAUCGAACUCACAGUCGCUCUCGCAGUCGAGAACGUCGUCGGCGCGAUGAUGUCUUGACUUUUGCCAAAAUUAGGGAGGAACGUGAUAGGCAGAGACUGCGUGAGCGAGAACGACUUGUUCGCGAAGAGGAGCGUAGACGUCGUGAAGACAUGGAAAGACAGCGUGAGGUGGAGCGUAGACAGAGAGAAGAGGCCUCUCGGCUCGAGAGAGAGCGCGAGAAAUUGCGACGGGAGCGCGAGCGAAUUGAGCAGGAGAAGGCGGAACUGUUGCGUUUGGAGCGUGAGCGUCAAAAGCUGGAGAGGGAGAAAUUGGAACGCGAGCGACUUGAAUUGAAGCGACAGCAGUUGCGCUUGGAGGAGAGUCGUCGAGUGCCGCCGCCUCCUUCCAUCAAAAGAACGUCGAGCGAUCGACGCGAUCCUCGCGAUUUGUAUGUUGAACCAGACCGGAAACGCUUGACCACAGAGCAUGCGAGACGACACAGUCCGGAACGAGUGCCGGACAGGCGUACGGAUAUUUUGGAACGUGUUUCCGACAGACGAAUGGAUCCUUCUCCACCCACCAGAUACGAUGCCAGCAGAUCAGCCCAAGAUUUGGGACUGAAGAAGGAUUUCAAAAGAGGCAGUGAAUUUUCUUCUCGUGGCAGUCGACCAGAAGCUUUUACUGAUGUUUCUCGCGGAAGGGAAGUAAUUGUUCGUCGCGAACCUUUACCAACUCAAACCCCAACAAUUGACCCUCGCCAAGUUAAAGACAGGUACGAGCGACCAAGUGCAACGUCAUAUGGCCGCGACCGGGACGUGCGCCGAUCAGAGCCCGAUUCACACAGAAGUUCCCGCGACACUCACGGAGGUCGCUACGACAGUUCGAAAGCUCCAGGGUCCAAUGCGCCUCGUGAUAGUCGAUACGUGGAUAACAAUCGUGGUCCAGGUGGAUGGCACUCGGGACCACCUGCAAAAUCUUUUAAUUCUGCGCCGAGUGGAGGUGCUCGUGAUCCGCGUAAUGAAACUUCCGGUUGGAGCGGGCGAUCCUCAGAUAAUGUUAACAGGUGGGGUAACUCAAACAGUAUGGGAAACACCCUGAGGCACCCUGGACCACCAAUGUACCAAGGAGGUCCCAUGCCGUCAAUGGGAAUGUCGGGACCAGGAGGAGCUCCAGCCUCCUAUGAUCGAUUUGACCCCUACAAAGGAUCCAUGCCAAUGCGAAAAUACUGAGUGAACUCGGAUUCAAAUGCAUCCUCCAAUCGAAGAAGUAACACAGAUAUGCCAGUCAUUAUUUCGUGCAUUAAAAGUGUAUUUAAUUAUAAGAACUGCAAAACACGGUUAGCCCUCGAUGACACUUGUCAUCGAAGUUUUAUUUCAUAGCAUCUCAGAACUCUGCCAAAUUUUACGAGAAACCUCCAGCGAUUGCAUUUAAAUCGCUAAUUAUAGAAUUUCAAAAAAGAAAAAAGAAAAAGAAGAAAAAAAAUCGCAAUUAUAAUAACUAUAAUUUAGUCGCGAUUUCAAUUAAGUAUGAAUGUCAAUCCACAAAUCGUCAGUAAAUCUAAAUAGCGAUUACAAUUCAACAAACGGCUAUGACCCACCAACUUAAAAAAACAAAAAAAUCGCGCAUGCCAAUUGAGCGAUACCAUUUUUCCAAUCGUACCCAACCUACGAUUCCGAGCAAUUAAAAGAGAGAUAAUUCUCUCACUUAUUUCAAGGCUCCCGUCACUCUCCCCGUACGGUCUCGCACGCGUCUGUGGCUGACCAAUUGAAAAGAGGCCCCGAAGAGUGGGGAGCCAAUGAACGGCGCUUGAGAAAAAUAACCUGACAACACGCGGCAUAGGUGGGGGACCCACCAGACUUGGAAUAUCCGAAUUCUUUCACGUUUUUUUUCGGUCCUUGGAAUAACUGAGAGUUUACACUACUGGUAUGAUCGAGUUUCUCGAAUAAUGACACACUGAUCAAACUCUCCCCUCUUUUUUUUUUUUUUUUUUUUAAUACGAAUUCUGCCCUUGAGCAGGAAUUUACACAAUGUAGCUUUUCCUUCGGACUCGAGUGUUCACUACAAGAUUUUAAGAAACUGACAAUUCUCUAGAUUUUGUACAAUGGACAAGGAAGAAAGAAAAGCACCAAGAAAAAUUUGGAUAUUAAUUGUUCUUUAAUGCUGCUGCAGUUUAGUUUGUUGCGUUUUGUAAACCGUUCUUUUUUUUACGUUACGGUAGUUUUGAAGUUUGAUUUUUCGAGCUUCACUGACCAAUUGGCGCACGAGUUCGACUCACACUUCUGUUUUAGGAUCAAGUAGAAUCGACGAUAUUGUACUAUAUUAUAUAUUAUUGAAGCAAAUCUGCAGCAGAGAAAUUUAAAUGUAUAUCUGAUUUCUGCUAGCGGUACUACCUUGUAUACACGACGUCGUGAGGUAAAGAGUAUAUCUUGAAUAAACCUAGGAUAACAGCAA
Belonocnema kinseyi is the source of this 4142-nucleotide messenger RNA. RefSeq names its product SAFB-like transcription modulator (gene Saf-B). The record is from RefSeq and is a predicted model, not a curated record. Gene Ontology annotation, biological process: regulation of transcription by RNA polymerase II; regulation of mRNA processing. Gene Ontology annotation, cellular component: nucleus. Gene Ontology annotation, molecular function: RNA binding; sequence-specific DNA binding. NCBI's taxonomy places the organism in Eukaryota, Metazoa, Arthropoda, Insecta, Hymenoptera, Cynipidae. The transcript has 15 exons. Bases 203 to 2920 code for a protein of 905 amino acids.